This is a messenger RNA of Trichoplax adhaerens, 867 nucleotides long. RefSeq lists its product as uncharacterized. The transcript has 7 exons. The coding region runs from base 1 to 867 and encodes 288 amino acids. The record is from RefSeq and is a predicted model, not a curated record. Gene Ontology annotation, biological process: plasma membrane phospholipid scrambling. Lineage: Eukaryota; Metazoa; Placozoa; Uniplacotomia; Trichoplacea; Trichoplacidae. Gene Ontology annotation, molecular function: phospholipid scramblase activity. Gene Ontology annotation, cellular component: plasma membrane.
AUGCUCAAGUCGAAUGAAAGCAAGGGAUACAGCCGAUUUAGUGAUGUAGCAGUUAGAACUGGUAGCCAUGGCAGAGCUGGAGAGCAAAGUCUUCAUGAUGCUGCCGCAGCGAUAGUUCAAGAACCGCAAAAUAAUUUGCCUUUAUCUUCUGGUAAUUCGGAUCCCGGUUUUUCUCCUGUUUUACCUUUCAUUAAUCAACAGCCAGGCGAAAGACCACAGCAUGUAGAAUGGAUGCCUAUGCCUGCAGCUACGAUUGGUAAUUGCUCGCCAGGAUUGUCAUAUUUGCAGCCACUUCAUCAAUGGCUUGUUCAUUAUCAAGUCGAGCUAUUUGAAUUUUCUAGAAAUUUUGGCGUGGCUCAUAAAUUCUCGGUUAAGAAUCCAUCCGGACAAGCGGUAUACAUGGCUGGUGUAGUUGAAGACUUUGUCGCUCGCUGUAAUAGUCCAAGCCAUUUGCAUGAAGGGAGAAUUUAUGAUGUAAUUGAAGCAGAAAUUAUCCACUUUUCUUGGUCAGAUCAAUGUAAAUGUUGCUGUUGUUGUCGCAUGCCGGGUUACUUAAAUGAAAUCAAGGUCGAAUCACCGCCCGGCAAACACUUAGCUACAAUUAAGCAAACCGCUUCGAUGGCGUGUCCUUGUUUUGAAAUUAUGGAUAAUGCUGGUUACACACAGCUGAUGAUUCAAGGAAAUAAUGAUAUUCGUAAUGGACUGAAAGAUCCCAGAGACUUCAUAUUUGAGAUUCAGUUGGCGAAUAAAGAUCAGUCGAUUGUUUCGGUCGAUUUGGACAUAAACUUGAAGGCAGCACUCCUUAGUUUGGUUUUAUUUACAGCGAUCUUAAUUUUUGAGGAUAAGAAAUCAUUAGCAUCAAAGUAG